Molecule: messenger RNA, 3047 nt
Organism: Caenorhabditis elegans
Lineage: Eukaryota; Metazoa; Nematoda; Chromadorea; Rhabditida; Rhabditidae
Gene: pfs-2
Product: pre-mRNA 3' end processing protein pfs-2
Exons: 6
Coding region: 122-781 (219 amino acids)
Biological process (GO): mRNA 3'-end processing
Cellular component (GO): nuclear speck
Source: RefSeq, marked reviewed
AGGCGAGUGCAUCUGCCAAUGAAUUCGUAAUAACACUAAGGAUGACAGCCGUAUCAAACAUAGUUGGUUUUGUCCUUAAUUGCUAAAAAUCUAAAUUUAAAUUUUAUCGGCGUCUUUCAACAUGAACGGUGGAAUGAUGCGUGGCAAUCAGAUGCCGAAUGUUACUCUAACAAUUCAACCAUCUACAUCGUCAAUGCAGAAUUCUCAGCCGAGAAUUAUGAACAAUCACCACCAUCCGCAUAAUCGAUUUCAAAGAGAACAUGUGAUGCCAGACGUGAUGGGUGAUGGUCCUGGACGGCGGUUGAGGAAGAAUGUGGCAAACGUUAGAAGACAUGUGGAUUAUGUUUCUACUGUAUUGAACCAUUGCGAGAACCGACUUUGGCAAUAUGGCAAACAACGGAUUCUUCAACAACCCGAUAUCUUAUACCAACAAUAUGCCGUCCCUGCAGAUUCAACUCCUGAUGUUCCAGUGGAUUGCAUAUUGACAAAGUUCAUACGAACGGCCAUGAAUAAAGUCAAAUGCCCGGUUUAUAGUGUUUGCUGGUCGCCAGAGGGUAAACGAUUGAUCACAGGAUGCCAAACUGGCGAGUUCACACUGUGGAAUGGCACAGCCUUCAAUUUCGAGACGAUUCUUCAGGUAAAGCACACAACCCGAUGGAUUACGAUUUUGUAUAUUAUGUUCACCUUUUUAUGCUCAACCAAUAAAGUAUUCACAUCGUUUCUAAUGCGGCAUUUCGCGGUAUUUGAUGUGAAUAAAAGGUUUUCAUUUGGCAUUUUCUAAGUUUUGUGCACACAAUCAGACGUGAUAGUAGAAAAGUUUGAAAAAAAACGGACUUGUCGUUGAAAUAUUUAUAUAUGCGCAAGAGUUCGAAAGUUCUAAUCGCAUAAAAUUAUAAUUCAUUUUUUGAGCUUUUGAGACAGAAUCAUGCUCAAAAUAAAAUAACUUUUUAGGCUCAUGACUCUGCGAUUCGGGCUCUAAAAUGGGCAUCCAACGAGCAAUGGCUUUUAAGUGCGGAUCAAGGUGGAUAUGUGAAAUACUGGCAGCCGAACAUGAACAACGCGCACAUGUUUUCAGCACACAAGGAUGAAGCCAUCAGAGGUCUGGCGUUUGCUCCAACCGAUGUAAAGUUCGCGACAGCUUCCGACGACGGAACUGCUCGUGUCUGGGAUUUUGCUCGCUACACCGAAGAACGUGUCCUUCGAGGCCACGGAGCCGAAGUUCGAUGCAUAGAUUGGCAUCCAACAAAAGGUCUGAUCGCGACAGGAUCUCGUGAUACUCAGCAACCUGUUAAAAUCUGGGAUCCAAAGUCCGGUUCUUGCCUAGCAACGUUACAAGAGCACAAGAGCAGUGUGAUGGCGGUAGAGUUCAAUAAGAAUGGAAAUUGGUUGUUGACUGGCGGAAGAGAUCAUUUGGUGAAGAUGUACGAUAUUCGGAUGAUGAAGGAAAUGAGGACGUACAGAGCGCACAAGAAAGAAGUAAUUUCUCUCGCAUGGCAUCCGAUUCAUGAGGGUCUUUUUGUGUCUGGUGGUGGAGAUGGUUCAAUAGUCUACUGGAUGGUUGACGGAGAGAAAGAGAUCGGACUGCUCGAACAUGCUCACGAUCAAGCGAUUUGGUCGAUGAAAUGGCACCCACUUGGACAUAUCCUGGCCACCGGAUCCAACGACAAUAACACCAAGUUUUGGGCCAGAAAUCGACCAGGCGACACUGUUGAAGACAUUUUUGGAUUGUCCAACACCAAUAUGAUUGGACAUUUGGACAAAGAAAGAGAACCGCGAAUGGCACCACCGAAGCCAAGUAUCGAGACUCAAGAAACCUACAGGCCGGACACAUUUAUUCCUGGAAUGGGAUUGGAUGAACAUCUUUAUGAACAGCUCAAUAGAGAUCAUAACAUGAUGACAACUGAUUCGACUCUACUGGUACCUGAUGAUCUUACAAGACAGAACUUUGCUCCCAUGAUCGGUGCAAAGCGAACGUUGAUCAAGCAACCGCCUGCCAAGAAAGCACAGAGGCAAUUCGAGAGAAUGUGGAAUAAUUCCAAAGGAAUUGGUGCGGGUUCUGACGAUUUCACAACGAUGAAAGGUGGAUUGGGACGUGAAGACGCCGAAGGUGCACAGUUCGGACCUUCAAAAUCGUUUCUGGGACCUCCGACGACGGGAGGAUCGCUGUUAGGUCCAAGUCAGCCAAGACCUCAAGAGUUUCGAUCUGUACCUCCACCACAGCAGCAGCAAGGUCCACCUCCAAAUUGGAGACAUCAGGGGCCUCCGAUGUCUGGGCCAGGACAAGGAUACGGACCGCCGGGUAGAAUGGGUGGAAAUCAAGGAGGAUGGCAAAGGCCUCCACCACAAGGAUCCUAUGGAGGGCAGGGACCACCACAAGGGUCGUAUGGAGGACAAGGGACACUACAAGGAUCCUAUGCAUCUCAGCAAGGACCUCCUCCACGACAAAUUCAGCACAUUCCAUCCGAUAUUGACUACCGAACCGCUCCAUCAUCGUCAAAUGGAUCUACUGGCGAUGUGGAUAUGCGUACGAUGGUUCCCAACCAACCGCCUUCUGGUGAGCCGGAGCAUUGGAGGGGACCUCCGCCAGUUUCUCACCAACAACAGAGCCAGCAGCAGCAUCCACCUCCGAUCAACAUGCAAAGGAUGGACCCAAGAAGAGAUCCGAGAAUGUUAAGUGGAAGGUCUGAUCAAUUGAGCCCAUCCGGUCCGCCACCGCAACAACAACAAUCAUCUGCACAACAGGGAGGAAAAAAUCAGUGGAUGCCGCAAUUUGAAGCAGGCCAAAACCAAAACCAAGGAAAUUACGCUGGAAAUCGAGGUGGAGGUGUUGGCGGACGAGGGAGAGGUCGGGGGCAGCCGUAUUAAACAUUUAAACUGGGAGAGCAUGGGAGUUAGCCCGCUUUCUAUUAUUGUUAUUACUUUUUCUUUGCGAAAAAAUGUUGUGAUUGACCCAAUACCGAUCAAUUUAUUUUUACCCCUAUUUCCCAGUCGUUAUACCAUUUUUUCUUAUAUUUCUUUUUUCUUUUCUAUUUUUUUUUCAUUGAAUG